CAAUUCACAGGCAGAUCAGGUGGAGGCACCGAGCAGGGCUCUCCCCAGUGCAUGGGCAAGGAGCCUCCUUCUGCUCAGACCUUGGACGUGGGGCCGGAGAGGCGACGGCAGCUUCCCCUGCAGCGCGAGGCACCCUGCAGAGUCGGUCAUGGGAAAGCACAACAGCAAGCUGGCCCCUGAGGUGCUGGAGGACCUGGUGAGGUGCACGGAGUUCAGCGAGCAGGAGCUCAAGCAGUGGUACAAGGGCUUCCUCAAGGACUGUCCCAGUGGCAUCCUCAACCUGGAGGAGUUUCAGCAGCUCUACAUCAAGUUUUUCCCUUACGGAGAUGCCUCCAAGUUUGCCCAGCAUGCCUUCCGCACUUUUGACAAGAAUGGCGACGGGACGAUUGAUUUCCGGGAGUUCAUCUGUGCCCUGUCUGUCACCUCCCGGGGAAGCUUUGAGCAGAAACUCAACUGGGCCUUCGAGAUGUACGACCUUGACGGAGACGGGAAGAUAACCCGCCUGGAGAUGCUGGAGAUCAUUGAGGCCAUUUACAAGAUGGUGGGAACCGUCAUCAUGAUGCGGAUGAACCAAGACGGGCUGACACCCCAGCAGCGCGUCGACAAGAUCUUCAAGAAGAUGGACAAGGACAAGGAUGACCAGAUCACCUUGGAGGAGUUCAAGGAGGCGGCCAAGAGCGACCCCUCCAUCGUCCUCCUCCUGCAGUGCGACGUGCAGAAGUAGAGCCCCUCGGGGCCUACCUGGACUGCCCACGGCAUCCCCAUCGCCACCCCCCCACAGCCAUGUCUCUCCCGCCUGCGUCCCAGAGCCGCGCGCUCGCCUCCCCGAGGCACAGGUCUUCCUACCUGCAGCCUUCUGCGCUCCACGCCCCUUGCAGACCACCCGCGACACAUGCCAAGUCACAGCCCUUCGAACGCCUCCUCCCUCGGAAACUCCCCACCGCCGAUCUCCUGUCCCUCGACCCUGCUGGCUCAUCCUGCAGCCCAGCUGCUCUCUCGCCCCUCGGGUUCCCCCAUACCAGCUUGGGUCUCCUCCAGACACAAACCCUCCCACCUCAGCGCCUGAAACUGGACUGUCCGAGGCAGUGUUGACCCUGAAUGGACAACCUCGGGCUUUCCAGCUCCCUGCGACUGAAGGCAAAGACCCCCCCACUUCCCUCUCUCCCCACCUGUUGUCUUGUUCCAUGCGUUUUCAGCCCCAGUUGGCUGCUAA
Gavialis gangeticus (Gharial) is the source of this 1213-nucleotide messenger RNA. RefSeq names its product hippocalcin like 4 (gene HPCAL4). The record is from RefSeq and is a predicted model, not a curated record. The transcript is spliced from 4 exons. The coding region runs from base 149 to 724 and encodes 191 amino acids. Gene Ontology annotation, molecular function: calcium ion binding. NCBI's taxonomy places the organism in Eukaryota, Metazoa, Chordata, Crocodylia, Gavialidae.